This is a messenger RNA of Amoebophrya sp. A25, 3842 nucleotides long. Lineage: Eukaryota; Dinophyceae; Syndiniales; Amoebophryaceae. The record is from the annotation of a GenBank genome assembly.
AGUUCAAUUUGCUUCUAGAUUCUUCCCCGACCCCGACCCGGCCCUCACUCCUCAAAAAUACCCGUUGUUGGGUAACAUUUAUUCCGGCCCAUAUCUAUAGCUUCGAAUGGAUACGGUAUAAUCAUGGUGGUGGAAAAGAUUUCAUCUUUUCUGCAUGUCUCAGUCUAAGAGUAGCUAAGAAGAUCCUUGCAAUUUAGCUCCUCAGUUGAAGAGGAACGAAGCAUCAACAUUCUAACCAAGAAUCACAUUGGAUAUUUAUAAUUUUUUUAUGCAAGAAUUUUUUGAUUCAUCAAGAUCAUCAUCGAGAAUUUGAAUUUUUUGAAUCACUUAUCAUCAGAAACAAGAUUCAAGAUGUCUUCCUCCACUGACCUUUGCUCGUCUGCUGCACCCAGACUGUCUUCGAGGUCGCGAAGUACACCAAAGCAGGAUGUUUUAAUGUUUCGGUCUAGCUCUCUGUCCCAAGCGGGAUCCAGAGGCGGCCCACAAGAGACUCCUGGCUAUCAAGGGGAGUAUUACGACACGUAUCUAUGUCUAGACAAGAUCUUGGAUGCGCAAUUUCCGGUGAGUGGCUCAGCUCUGCCUCCAGCUUUUUUAAGGCUCACAAAAAUUCAUCUCUAAAAACGAGUAUUACUCUUUAGCAUUGAUUUCUCUCUCAUAGUUCGUUGGUAGCUUCAUUCUUGAAUUUUGAAACUAGAUUAUAGGUAUUGGUAGAGGUACGUAAAUGAAGAUGAACUAUUUUGAACUGCUGCACUCUAACUUCUUCUGCGAAGUUUUCACGUGGCACGACAACAGCCUCUGCCUCCAGUAGUGGUCCGCUGCCCGGUGCAGUAGUUGGAGGUCCAUCUUCCGCUCCGUCUGCGGUUUCAAGUGCUGCUGGUGCUGCUGCAGACGCCUCCGGAGCUCCCUCAACGGCUGCUCCUUCAACUACGUUACCAUCUGCAUCUUUUCCUGGAGAUAAUCAUAACAAACCUUGGAUGAAGAUGAAUGACAUAUACGACAUGGUAAAAGAGGGCACAGAAGCAGUAAGACUCGCUGGAGUUGGUGGAGCUGUGAACGGGACUGGUGCUGCGGGACACGGACAAGAGCCAAGUUACCUAGGAGUCGGAAGCUCCACCACAGGACCAACUGGUGGAUCAGCAGCUUCUUCAUCAAGCACAAAUACGGGCGUUGGUGGCCCUUUGACGCCUCUCGAGCCUCGAAGUCUCGAAGGUAGACUUAUUUCCGGAACAUCGAAAGCAGAAGAUGCAUCCUCAAGCAGGCAGUCACCUGCUUCACCCGUGUCAAAGGUGGGAAGUGGAGGCAAAGCAAAUGAACUGCCAUUGCCGCAGGAUGAUGAACAGUUAUGAAAAAGUUGAAGAUGAACAUGAAGUAGUAGUAUUGCGUCUUAGUAGUUUUCGAUCUUGGAUCUACUGCAGCUUACUUUUUGUGAUCUUCCAUCCGCAUCCUCAACAACAGCGUACGACCCUCCAUCCUUCACAACUCGACACUCACACUUACCCAGAAAGACAAAGAGAAAGACAAAGACACACCGUUCCUCUAAGCGCCCCCUCCCGCGAGCCCGCGCACGACGAGACGCUUUUCAUCAUCAUCCACCAGACUUACGAGCUUUGGUUUAAGCAAAUUCUUCAUGAGCUCGAUGCGGUCUACACGAUUUUUUCGAAGUCCAAAGGCAUCCCCGAGAACGAGAUCUCGCGCGCUUGCCAUUACUUGUAUCGGAUAACGAAGAUUCAAGAGGUGUUGGUGCAGCAAAUCGCCAUCUUGGAAACCAUGACCAGUAUGGAAUUCCUGGAGUUUCGGGAUUACCUUGUACCUGCAAGUGGCUUCCAGAGUUGGCAGUUCCGCUUGAUCGAAAUCGCUCUGGGUAUACCUAUGGAGGGAAGACGAUACGGGACGGAAUCGUUUCUAAAGGGCGUGUUUGAAGGGCGGCAUCGGACAGCAUUGAAGCUCUUCACCGAACAAAGAGUCAGCAUGAACAAUUAUGAAACCAUCAUCAUUCCCAUACGAAAACACUUCUGUGACAGCGCAACUUGAUGUUUUAGAACGUACAACUCCAACUUCUAGUAUUUUCUACCCACCCAGUCGUUCCAAUUUGAAUUCACAUUCCAUUUCCACAACAUCUAACGCACACUAGUAGAGCGCUGGCUCGAGCGGAUGCCGUUUUAUCGAACAGAAGAGUAUGACUUCUGGGCAGAGUAUAAGGAUGCGGUCGACACGAUGUGCACGAAGGAGGAAGAAAUGAUACAGAAAUUUUUACCUCCGGAGAAACAAGAAGAAGAAUUGAAAGUAAAAACUGUAGUAAGUGAUUUGUUUUUGUGCUGACUAUCUAUUUCUUUGUUUCUGAAUCACCUGACGUUUCGCAGCUUGCUGUGGAAUACCGAUUUUCUGUUGCAAGAUGAUGAAAUGUAGCAAAAGUGAUACAAAAAGCGCAUGGUCGUUAUGGUCCUUACAUAUACAUAUAACGCUCAAUCAUAAAAACGCACUCCUAUGUGCAUCUACACUCCAUUUCUUCAUCAGGGCCUCCGCUCUGUCCGUUCAGCAUUCCACAGUUUGCUGGAUCCUGAAGCACAUGCGGAGAUGGUGAAACGAAAGGUCAGAAGAUGGUCUCAGCGGGCGACCUUGGCAGCACUUUUUAUCUUCCUAUACCGACACGAGCCGAUGCUUACAAGUCCGUUUUUAUGAUGAAACAACGUGCAUUGUAGUUUUUGUUUUCUUUAAAUACCUUGGAGUUGGACACCAAUCACCAAAAAAUGCAAAUGCUUGAUGAAAAUGCAACAUCACUCUUCACUCACUCACCCACUUACGCUCCUUUCUAAUCCCUCGUCUUCUCAACCUCUUGAUGGAGAUUGAUCAGAAUUUCAGCGUCUGGCGAGCUAAGCACGCUUCAAUGGCUCAUCGUAUGAUUGGAAUGAAGAUAGGGACAGGUGGCACAAGCGGUGUGGAAUACCUGAACAAAGCAGCGACCGAGAACAAAGCGUUUAAAGUUAUGCGGAGGUUGUGGCGUUUAUUUUUCUGAUCGCUUCUACAGUAGACAUAACAAACUGGUUUGCUUCUAUCUACGCAUUGUUGUAAUCAACGUAAAUGACACCAAGGAAAGUAGUACGCAAUACAAAAAGCGGGUAUGUCUUCUAAUCCUCACCUCUGGCAGCUAUCGACAUUCCUUUUGCCAAGCGGAGCUUUACCGGAGCUACCACCGUCGUUGCGGUAUCGUAUUGGCUUCUUACACGACUAUCUAGAAGCCAGAAGUCCAGCGGGAAGUCCUACGCCAUUAAAGCAUUUUCCAGAUAUCGAUCUCGCCGACAUCGAGCAAGAACCGCGGGACCAACACGAUACGAAAAGCGAUGUGUUGAAGAGGGCAGUAGGGGAAAAUAGCAAUCAUGUUAUGGCCUUGUGUAGUUGAUCAACAUCAAUCUCAUCUUCGUGUUUGUGGUUUGGACAUUGCGAUUCAAAUGGUGUUGUAGUUGUCUCUCUAAUCACAACGUGAAUUCUAGCAGUCCUUCGAAAGAAGAAGUUAUCUCGUCGGAUCUACGUGACAAACUUCGGGAGGAACGCGGCGGAGGUGGCUGCCCCUUUGGAUAUGCGUAGUCGAGUUGAGGUUUAUCCUUAUUGUGACUGCUUUUGUCUUAAUGUCUGCUAUGAAAUUGAACAACUAGGAGUAGAAUAAAGUUGAGUCAUGGAGGCUCGCUUUGCUGCACCUUUGACUCAUGGUCAUGCUGUCCGUGAAAAGAUAAUGGGAUGUCGUCGGCGCCUCCUCUUUUGAUGCCCUUGCGAUAGAAACAAGGCGUCGCCGUGAUGUCAUCGCUAUCUGAAGAUGGGUUGAUCCAUUAACUAAUUCGCCGAUGCAG